This is a messenger RNA of Zophobas morio, 1640 nucleotides long. RefSeq lists its product as uncharacterized. The transcript has 8 exons. Bases 414 to 1448 code for a protein of 344 amino acids. Lineage: Eukaryota; Metazoa; Arthropoda; Insecta; Coleoptera; Tenebrionidae. The record is from RefSeq and is a predicted model, not a curated record.
AAAAAAUACACACACACAAACAACUGCUCGACAUUCGGGUUAUCAUUAAUUUCGUUGAUAUAAUAAUAAGCAGUAGACAUUUGCUACAAAACUAAAAUGACUACACAAUAUGUAAUCUAGAAGAAGUCACCACAAAGAAAUAAUUCAUUACACAGGUUGAAAAAUGUUUUUGGAAGUAUUCUCAUGUUUCGCUGGUAAAUAUAAAAAUUAUACGAGUUCUAGCGACGGCUACAUGUCAUAACUGUGAGAGUUUCCAAGAAGAAGAAUUUAGAUUAUCACAAACCAACCAACAGGAAUUACAAUGGACAGGUCGCUAUAACCUAACAAGAAUAACGAGUUGUAGUUCGAUCAAACAUAGAGAAGGCAAAACAUACUUAGAAAUAACAAAUUUUCUUCACGGAUAUAUAAUCAACAUGAAGAACAUGCAUCCGCGCGGUCAAUGUCGCCAAGAAUGUAAAGACUUCACUCAUGUUAAAACCGAAAAGUGCUUUCAAAAUAAAUGGUGCAAAGAACAACCACCCUGUUCAAAAAUAAUUAAAUGUGAGUUUAAGUCAGCUGCCAUGAAUGUUUGUCGUUCGAAUAUGCGUCGUACUAACCGAAGGUACGAAUAUAUCGAUGAACCCGGGAUAGAACGAAACUGUACAGGCACUUCUGUGUAUUUAGAAACACAAUCAAGAGGUCUUUUUGAUAUAUGCGACUACUGUUACUGCAUAUGUGAGGAAGAUAUGCCAUCAGCAGACAGAUAUAUUAGUUUACGUACUGCUGUGGCUGAUGUGAGCGACAAUAGGAUUGUCACUGGCAUUCGCUUUAUUAAAAAUAAUGGAAUAAUACAUUUUCAAGUUCAAGAUGGUAAACUUAUGCCAUACGGAAAAAUAGACCAAAGUACUGUCAGAUGGGUGCCAGUUCGUAAAUUCACAGUAACAGAUAGAAACGUUCACGAAAAUGUGGACUACCAUAAAUUAACUUGGCAGCACAGAAGAGUUCAAUUAAACGAUGUUUUUGCAGACGAGGGAUUCGUAAUUACAGGUGUCAGAUUUAAACAAAUAGGACUUCAUUUACGCCUGGAUUUAGAAAUACUCACAGUUCCUGUCGAUUAUGUAACUGGAAAACUUAUAGAACCUGAAACUACAAGUACUUACAAAGUAAUUCCUAACAUAGAACUCGUGAAUAAGUUUGGCAAAGAGCUUAGAUUAAGUCAACCUGAUGUACCAAGUCGUGACGGGGUAUCCAGAAUUGUUUCUUCGACAAAUAAAUACGUACAAUUUACGACUACAGAUUAUUAUAAAGACGCAGGGCAAACCACUGUGCCGUUUUUUGAUGCCAAAGCUGCGGAAUCAAGAGGUUCGCCUUUGGUUGGAAUCGGAAUUUUUCACAGAGGAGUUGAAGAGUCUGGUGGAUUCAUAGUCCCACGAAUAUACGCUUUGAAUUUACCAAAAACGAAAUUCUAAAACCCCAAGAAUUCUUACCAAAUUACUAUGAUAUACGAAAGAAAAGGAUCCACGAAACAAAAAAUUUUACAGAAACAAGUUUAAAAAAUUAAGUUUUAAUAUUUAUAACAUUAAUAUAACAGUCAAGAAUCGAAACUAUGAAAAUUGUAUUGGUUGUGAGGGGUGACACCUCUUAAUAAAAUCUACAUAAUA